AAAUAUUGUUGUAAAGAAGUGUUUAAGCGUGAUAUCAGUUAAAUUAAAUCAAUAAAGAUGCGGUUAAAUAAUAUUGGAUAUCUAGUUAUAGUCAGCUUCUUAUUAAUUAAUCGAAUUUCGAAUGGAUAUAAAAUAUUAGGUGUUUUUCCACACGGAGGAAAAAGUCAUUUUAAUAUGUUUGUACCUAUAUUAAGAGAAUUGGCUCGACGUGGGCAUGAAGUAACAGUAAUAAGCCAUUUUCCAGAAAAGCAACCCUUACCGAAUUAUACUGAUAUAUCUUUAGUGGGUGCUGGAGCCAUAGACUUAAACGGAACUCCAGUAUCAAUGAUAGAAGAAAUUGGAUACUUUCGAAACAUAAAAGAACAUAUGCUCGUGUAUGAAAGUGGAAAAAACAAUUGCGAAGGCUUAAAUUUUCCUCAAAUUCAAAGUUUUAUCAAAUCAAACAAAAAAUUUGAUAUAAUUAUUCAAGAAUAUUUUAAUAGUGACUGCUUUUUAGCGUUAAAUUAUAUUUUUAAGGCACCUAGUAUAGGAAUAACUUCUAGUCAGAUUUUACCGUGGAAUACUGAUCGUUUUGGUAUUCCAGUAAAUCCAUCAUACAUACCAGUGACUUUAUUAACUUUUUCGGAUCAUAUGACAUUUUUUGAACGAGUUAUAAAUACAGUCGGUUAUUUUGUGCAUACGUAUAUACUACCUGGAAUGUAUUCCUCCAUAGGAGAUUGUGCCGUCAGAAAAUAUAUUGGGGAUGAUUUACCGCCGCUAGAGAGUAUCGCCAAAAAUACAAGUUUGUUUUUAACAAAUGCACAUUUUUCAAUUAACAAGCCUCGACCCUUACCUCCAAAUGUCAUUGAAAUAGCUGGAGCUCAUCUUGGAAAACCUAAACCAUUGCCAACAGACAUAGAAAAAUUUAUAUCUGAUUCAAAACACGGUGUAAUUUACUUCAGUUUUGGAUCGAUGAUAUUAGGAAGUUCAUUAAGUAAUGAAGUAAGACAUGCAUUUAUAGAUGCAUUUAGUGAACUCCCGCAACGAGUAUUAUGGAAAUAUGAAAAUGAAUCAUUACCUGGAAAGACUGACAACAUUAUGAUUAGAAAUUGGAUGCCUCAAUUCGAUAUUUUGAGUCAUCCAAACGUGGUUGGAUUUAUAUCUCAUGGAGGGCUCUUGGGAACAAUUGAAGCAUUUAGUAAUGGUGUCCCAAUCGUAGCCGUACCAUUUUUCGGUGAUCAAUUUCUUAAUGCAAAAGCAUUAGAGUCACACGGAACUGCAGCAAUUUUAAAUUACUUUAAAUUAAGUAAAGAAGAAAUCAGUAAAGCGUUGAGAUUUAUUUUACAACCAAGUGUGUUGGUAAAAGCUAAACGGCAAGCGAAAGUCUUUCGUGAUCGUCCUAUGUCCCCUAUGGAUACAGCUAUAUGGUGGAUUGAGUAUGUGGCUCGGAAUGGUGGAGAUGAUAUGCGAACAGCGGUUGUUAAUAUGCCAUUUUAUCAAUCUGCUCUUUUGGACGUUGGUCUAUUUUUAUUAACUACGAUAUCAAUUUUAGUCUACAUUAUUUAUAAGUUAGCUAAUUGUAUCAUUAAUAAUUUAUUUAGCAAAAAAGUAGUUAAAGAAAAAUCAAAGAAAAAGACGAAACCUAAAAAAGAAUAAUGAGAUAAGUAAAUAAAAUAUAUGCGCCAUGUCUAUAUUUGUUAAUUUUUAAUUAACAAUUCAGUUCCCACUGGUAAAAAAUUAGUAAUUUCUGUUCAACCUAGACGAAAGCAUGUUUGUCAACCAAAAACAUGAUUUACAUAUUAAUUUUGGCAAACUCAUUUUGAAUAUUUUUUGCAGAAUUGGGAAUGUUUAUUUUUGAAUUUAUUUGACCUUUUAAUCCGACCCUUGCAGUCUCGUACUGUCUUUGUUAUAAUGUGAUUAUUGUUUUUCUUACUUUACUCAAUUCUACAUCUUAUGA
Chrysoperla carnea is the source of this 1936-nucleotide messenger RNA. RefSeq names its product UDP-glucosyltransferase 2-like. Gene Ontology annotation, molecular function: UDP-glycosyltransferase activity. The record is from RefSeq and is a predicted model, not a curated record. Bases 58 to 1635 code for a protein of 525 amino acids. The transcript is spliced from 5 exons. NCBI's taxonomy places the organism in Eukaryota, Metazoa, Arthropoda, Insecta, Neuroptera, Chrysopidae.